Molecule: messenger RNA, 6549 nt
Organism: Rhopilema esculentum
Lineage: Eukaryota; Metazoa; Cnidaria; Scyphozoa; Rhizostomeae; Rhizostomatidae
Biological process (GO): positive regulation of transcription by RNA polymerase II; DNA damage checkpoint signaling
Cellular component (GO): nucleus
Molecular function (GO): histone binding
Source: RefSeq, a predicted model, not a curated record
UUUGAUUCCAAUUGAUCAUGUAGAAAUUUUCAAAUAUUGAAACAACCUCAAAGUAAAUUUUAAGCAGUUGAGUACAAGUGUUUCAUAAGUAGUAGGCUUAAUGAAAGGCUUGGUACAGAGCUGCGGUCUGACAAGAUGUAAUGAAAUUUACAUUGUAAAAACAUGCUCGAAACCAAUAAUAAGCGACUUACGUUGUUCCAUAAUUUAUACAAACCGUCAAUGGUUGUAAUUGACUGCUGUUCAAUUAGUUUGCUAAUAAAAGCAAUACCAAUCUUUGAUAAAUUAUUUCAGGGCCUUUUAACAUACUAACAAGGGGCAACUGCCCCUCCAAUCCUAGUGACUUUCCAUUGUUUUAAAGAACUGGCUAUAGUCCUCCUCUUUAUAUAAACAAAGCCUUGCCCCUGAAGCUAAUUUGCCUUGGAGAAGGCUAUGAAGUGUUUCAAUUGAAGACUAUUUUUUAGGAACUUGAUCCGGAAAAUUAAAGGUUUAAAGAAACAUGGAUUCAGACACAGAUGAAGAUGACUCAGGCCUUAAUCCCUUCAUUGUACCCGAUUCACAAGUAUCUGAAGAAGAAGCUAAUAAGGAGAAACUCGAGCAACCAGCCACUUCAUUGGAAUCAAAAUUUGAUUCUCAUGUGUCAGUACUAAGGGAACUUGACAUUUCAAAGCUACCAGAGACACCAUCCCACUUGCAGGGUAGUGAUGAAGAAAAGCUUGGAAAACCAAGUCCAGUUGCCAAUCUUGAACAACAGCUGUCAGAAGUAGUGCAUAAGACAAGUGGUGCUGAACAUUCUGAUUUUGACGAAGAUCUUUCAGAAGUAAUACCUAUCAAAGAUCAACCCUUGAAGACAAAAUUUUUGAAUACUUCUUGUGAAUCAGCAUCUUCUGUAGUUUCUACUGUUUCAUAUAAAUCACAGUUGUCUUCAGAAGAAAUAGCCAGUGCAAGCCUUGCUGAAGUUGUUUCUCAGAAGCAGAAAGAGCCAGAUAAAGACACAUCAACUUUCUCAAGUUCCACUGGGACAUCAGUGGAGCUAAACCGCGUGGCAUCAGAUAUGUCAGAGAUUUCAACAAACAGUUCUGAAAAUGUACCAAGUGCCAAAACUCCUCAGCCAUUCUUGGAUCUUUCAAGGAUCUCUACCAUGUACCAGACAUCAAUUAUUUCCAGCGGAGACAAGUCAACCAGCUCUACCUCUUUGCGUCCACUAACAUCGGCCAGCAGCCACUUAUCACAAGAUACCCCAAGCAUACCAUCAUCACCUGAGUUCCGCGUUCCUGGGAAGGCGCCUUUGCAUAAAGCCCACUCAUCAUCAUCAAGUGGCGAAAGCUCAUUUGAAGAAACCAAAGGACCUUCUCGUAAGAAAAUGAAGCUUGAUAUUAUCAAAGAAAAUGAUUCCCAUGGUCCCGCGUCAUCUUCCGCGUCGUUUCACGAGGAUUCUUCGCACGAGCAUGGCACACAGUCUGGGUUGUCUUCCAGAGAAGUGACACACCUCGAACCACCACACUUGAGAUCCACACCAAACGAGACGUCUUUUGAAUGCCUUCAGUUAAGUGGAGAGAUCCGAAGGCCGGUAACAUCGGUUUAUUCGUUACCAGAUCCCCUGCCGUCUUCCCCAUCGGUUUUACUGACAGAAAGUACUGAGGUAACACCGGCACAUUUUUCAGAAUUGGAGACAAGACGCGCUGGAGGAGAGGGUUCUAAGAAUAUCAAGAGAAAAGAUGGAACUGACACUAAGGCAUAUAAAAAGCCAUAUGGAUCACACAUUGCUUUGCCAAAAUGGGUUAAAGCUGACAUUGAACGCAAGAAGAUUGAAUUCGAGAGCUCCACCGACUCUGCUCACUUAUCGUCUUCGAGCUCACCAGCGACAUCCCCACCUUAUGGCAAGAUGACGUCAACUUCGACCCAGUCUUCUAUUUUCAAUCUGAGCUCUACCGCAGCCUCCUCUGAUGUUGCCAUUCAAUGUGUCCUGGACAGGAGUGCUUAUUCAGAGCCAAGUUCCUCGCAAGGUAAAGCAAUCGAAGAAUCUAGUGAAGACAAACAAGUAGACGUUAAAUCAAAUGAUCAGAGAGGAAGUCAGGAGAAUUUUGUCAAAGAACGAGUAGCUGUGACCGAAAGAGAAGAGCAGUCCAACCAAUCUUCAGACAGGAAAGCACCACUUGAUGCCAAACCAGUUUCCGAAUGCACAGGUUCCACUAAUGAGAGAAAGAUGCUCGGUAGCAGUUUAACACCGGACAAAGAUGACAUGCCCCAGUCACAAGAUUCCGACAUGGAAAUAGAAAUGUCUCAAGAUUUGUUUAAUCCACGUCUGACUGGGUCAAAUACCGGAACAAACCCUUCUACUGAGUCAGGUAAUAAAAAGCACUCUCGGCCCUUGCAAUCGCAGGAUGAAUUUCAGGAUGCCGCGGAAGAUAUACCUGAGGAGCGAGCUCAGGAUUUUAGUUUGUUUCUUAGUCAAACACAGCACGAGACAGAAGCAAAAGAAAGUAGGUUACCAGAUAUGAUCAAGCCUGAUGAGCCUGAAGAUGCUUGUGCAGGUUUCAAGAUGUCUGGUAGUCAACGAUUGGACAGCCUUAAAACCACGCCGAGUCAAUCGAUUAUCCCUUUGAAGAGCCAAGGCACGUCACAUCCAAGCAAAGAGCCUGAAAAUGAGGUUUCCAAGAAAUCUAGAGACAAUCUCAGAAUUCCUAAGGAAGUCUUUGAUAAAGUUGUUCAUGGUUCAAGUGAUUCGUCUACUCCAAACCUGUUUCAUAUGUCUUUACCUCCUGAGGGGGAGCAAUUUCAUCCAAUCAAAACACUUACGCCGCCUUUGAGGAAUGUUGAAUAUCAGGGUGGUGUGAGUCAAGAUUACCCUGAUGAAGGUGCAUCUAAUGUCGUAGCCUACGAAGAUAGCGAGCAGGCCACGUCACAGCAGAGUGCAGCAAAUUUUAAAACUAGGAAAGAUAAAGAUGCCACGGUGAGAGAAAAGACUGGGCAACAGUCUGACGUCAAGGAUGUGUUACAAUUGUCUGAGCAGAAAUCCGAGGCAUCAUCAAAUUUCGACCUAGGAGAGCAGAGUGAAACGAUAUAUGCAAAGGCAAUGAGACUUUCGAAGAAUAAAAAGAAGAGGGAUACACAUCCACAGCUACACAGUGAAUCUGACCCUUUUGCUUUUCCUGAAAGUCAAGAUGCGCCACUUAGUAAACGAAGAAAGCUUAACUCGGCUCAAGACAGACCAUCGCCAGUUUUACCUUUAUCUGGAGAACAGAACCCUGACUCACCUGCGGAGGAAAGUGAAACAUUUUGCAAAGCAGUUGUCCAUGUCACUACAGAGGAAGAGAUUGUUCGCACUGUAAAACGUAAAAUCGUCACCGAGUUUUAUUCGCUUGAAACGGGUGAGCUUCUGAAGACAAAGACGUCAGAGUUUGAGCAAACAGAAGCCCCAGAAAAGACACUGAAUGUUAGAAAAUCCACGCCAACAUACGAAAUUGUUUCAUUUAGAAGUAUUUGUCUGGAUUCCAGUGAAGAUGAUAGAAAAGGUAUGAAAACACCAACCAGAACAGACCCAUGCUCAUCCAUAAGGACCAGUCCGAGGUUCAAACGAAGAUCAAGUUCUUCAACUUCACUAGAGGGCGUGCCCGGUGUUCCCAAAGCACGCCCGACAAAGACCUCAACACCAUCAUCAUCAAAACAGAAAUCAAAGAAAGAAGAAAAUAGCAGGGCGAGAAUGAGUUCAAGUAACUCGCACAAAUCUGCAACGCCGGCUCGGGCUAUUGUGGAUUCCAUGCCGCCAGUAACAGAGAAGCAAGAAGACGCUGAUAAGUCAGAGUACGAGAAGCUGUUAGAGCUUGCAUUGGCUGAGGAGAGGGUGGAGCGGAGAGAAACAAGGAGUAGUGUUCGAGGCUCGGCUGAGAGGGAGAGUAUUGAGAAGGUUCAGGUUGGAGCUAGAGGCUUUGGAAAAUGGCUAGAUGGCUGUUAUUAUCCAGGAACGAUUGCAGAGAAAAUAAAUUCUGAUAGAUAUAAGAUCGAAUUCCAUGAUGGGAAGCAGCUGGUUCUUGCAGCAAACGCUCUUGUGCUAGUUGAUGUGUUGCCGGUCGGCCUAGCCGUGUUUGCACAAGAUAAGGAGGAAGAGUGUUACGUUGCUGGCAAAGUUUCUGUCGUGAGAAGGCAGAAAAAAGACAUUCAUUAUGAGAUCAAACUAACCCAUGAUGGUUCAUCAAAAAUUUUCAAAUCAAGUGAAUUAAUGCUUGAUACAAAACAGAUUAACAAUCUUAAGAGUCAAAUGGCCCGUGAAAAGAAAAGCAAGUCUGGAUGGAGUAAGAGCAAAGAGGAAUCUUCAAAAGCAUGUGAGGCUUCAAUUAAAAACCAAGACUUUGAUAAAGACCCUUCUGGAGGAAGUGAAAAGGUUAUUUCAACAAUCCACCAAGAAAAACAAGAAGCCAUUGAUAGGAAUAAUGCAGGAGUGAAGAUAUCAAAGAGGCUUGACAGGAAUAAUGAUAGGAUUAAAGUCAGAAAAAUUCGGAGUAGAAUAAAAAGACUAAAAGAAAAACGUGAAAAGCAACUUAAUUCGGUCAAAUCAAGCACCAGCCCGGACGAAGGAGAAUCAAGCAAGUUGCCACCAAAGAGGCAGAAAAGAGUAGACUCGCCUCGUAAGAUUUACACAGCUUUAGUGCAGCCUAGAAAGAAGACGAAGGACCCAGUUCAAAGGAAUGAGGAUCGACUGAAAAGAAUAGAACGUUUAAAACUGAAGCAAGAGGACCCAGAUUUUGUGCGAUUGUAUGGACGAUUACCAGAAGAUCCAGCUUUGUUUAAAGGAUAUUGCUUUCUCAUUACUUACGUUGCUCCAAAGCAAGGGGAUUUAGAGCCAGAUAUUGCCCUUACCUGCGAAGGUUUUCAAAGGUCUUACCUUGGCUGCCAGAUCGUCGCAGGAGGAGGGACGAUAGCAGAUUCUGUGCACCAGCUUGUCAAAGUACCAAAGGAAAAAAUCAUACUAAUUGCCCCUACUUCUCAAAAGACACUUAAGUAUUACUUUGCAUUGUCGUACGGAGUACCCUGUUUGAGCCAUUCAUGGAUCAAAGAAUGUUGUGAAAAGAGCUGCCUUGUUGCUCAGCACAGUCAUCGCCUUGAAGCUGGGAUUGAUCAGCUGACAGGAACAGUUGUUGAUCCUCACAAUCGGACACAACCACUUCGAGGCAUAAAGAUAUUUCUUCAAGUACUGAAGGAAGAUAAAGAAGAGUUAUCUUUGGCAGUGCGGUUUGCAGGAGCUGAAAUAGUCACUAAGCUGCCUAACAAGGUCUAUUGUGAGAACGAAGGUCCACCUUGCAACUAUAUUCUCGUUGGUGAUAAUGCUACUGUGAAGAGACUUGUAAAAACACGGUCAAGAAUGUUUGAUAUCAAAUGUGUGUCUAUCAAAUGGUUUUAUCAAUGUCUUAUUCUGGGAGAACAUGUUGACCCACGUGAGAACACGGUGUUCAUGGCAAGGUAACAUCCAGCCUUUGCGACACAGGAUAGGUGACAUCUUGCGACUGUAACGUAUUAUGUAAUAAUUCCAUGCUUCGUAAUCGUUGAUUGCAAGAUAAUAAACUGGAAAUAGUGGUAUACAGUGCUUAGUAAGGGAUGAAAUGAAGAUUUGUGUAACAGCAUAAAUUUAACCUCAUUAAUAGUUUAGGCUGUGUUGCACUGCUGCGAGUAUAGAAAAGUCUGAACUCUUGAAGCUUUUUUACUUCAUUAAGAAAGCAUUCAGUACUUUAUUAAAAAUUUAGGGCAAUGGCACCAGAUAUUACUGAUUAACUAAAAUAACCAGAGAUAAACAUGAAGAAAAAUUACUUUUAUAUGCAAAAUUAAUCCGGCUGUGCAUUAACAAGGAACUUUUCUUGCCAGAUUCCACGAAUCUCGAUUUUAUUGUCAAAGCAACUUUUCGUCAUGAAUUUGUCUCUAUCGACCAUCACAAAUGUUUUUCAAGCAGCGUAGUGGGAUAAUUAAAAAACUUCUGGUUGCCUUUGGAUACCGUCUUUGAUCUGUGUUCUUAAGAAUAAUAAAUUUUCAAUAAUGUUGGUAAAAUUUAUUUUAUUUUGAUCUUAAAAAGUAAUGUAUAUUUUAAGGUUAGGUUUUUACAGGAUUUUAUAGGCUCUUUUUUGUUUGAAAGAUGUUUAGAGAAUUGUUAAUUUGACCAAUGUAAAUAAAUAACUUGAUAGCUAUGCUUUAAGUGAGGCUGGCUGGCCAUUUUUUGUUCCAUGGCAUUUGAGCAGAUUUUCCGAUUAACAACUUCCUUUCAAAAUAAAGUUUGUCCCACCCCCAAUCCCAUCCGUCUUCUAAUCUCAAACACGAUGUUCAAUCUUUACAGUGAGUCGUCUUCCCCCAGAAGUUGUAAAAUUUUUAUUCUCCCGAGUUUUUAUAUUGCAUUAUUUAUAUCAGUUAAUGAUUUUAAUUUUCAUUAAGAAAAUAUUCACAAAAGAGUUCUAUUUUUGUAUUGCAUUAAUUUAUUUGUUCAUAUGUUCUGUCUAAAGAUUCAUUUACUUCGGACGCAAUUUGUAAUUAAAUUAUUAUGAUGUAUAGAAAUUUUAGGCGUUUCAAUCA